UAAUAAGGACUUGGAUCUAGGCAGGAGAUCCCAUUCUCAGUUUUUAUUUGCAGUCUACUUUAGAAUCACAACUGAAUGCUAAACAUGUGUGUAUGCUUCUUGUAGGAAUUUUGCUGGGGGGAACUUUGUAAAAAUUUCGGAGAAGACUGUUCACAUGAGUCAAAGAAGAAAUGAAGCACGUUGUAACAUGGACUGUUUUGCUUUGGCUAGCAAGCGUCAGCCCUUUCACCAUUGGAAUGGCUGUUACUGAGAUGACAGGUAAUUCAUGCCCUAUAUUAAGGAGUAAAGAAAACAAUCUUAAACAAAACCAAAGGCAUAAUGUCGAAGUGACAGGAUUUGAUCUAACAGAAAGGUUUUUACUAAGGAAGGGGAUUGGAGGAGAAGAAAGGCCAUCGUUUAGACUGGGAAACACACACCUUAUAAAACAAACAGAGUUGGUCUUUCCUAAUGGACUUCCAAAUGAAUAUUCUCUAGUAGCAACAUUCAGACUGAGAAGAACCACUAAAAAAGACCGCUGGUACCUCUGGCAAAUUGCUGAUAAGAACGGCAGCCCACAGGUAUCUAUUGUUUUAGAUGGAAGUAAAAAAGUUUUAGAAUUUACAGCAAUGGGUCUCCUGAAGAACACACUCCAUUACACCUUCAAGAGUCGAGAUCUUCAGUCUCUGUUCGACCGGCAAUGGCACAAGCUGGGACUCAGCAUCCAGUCCAAAAUAGUUUCCCUUUACAUGGACUGUAACCUCAUUGAAAAAAGGCUGACUGAUGAGAAGGACUCAAUUGACGUUGGAGGCAGAACUCUCAUCAUGACUCGGAUUGAAGAUGGUAGGCCAGUUGAUAUUGAACUUCAGCAAAUAACAAUUUACUGUGAUUCGGAAAUGGCUGAACUGGAAAACUGCUGUGAAAUACAAGGUGCUACGUGCCCACCAAAAGUGCUCUCUGCCACAAUUCCUUCCCUGGUUACCAGUCACCUUCCCAGAAUGCUGUCACAGUCUGCCCAUUUAACAACUGACAGGUGUCAAUGUUCUGCAAACAAGGGUGAGCAAGGCUUACCAGGGAUAUCGGGACUGCCUGGUCAAAAAGGGGACAAGGGAGAAACAGGUGAAGAUGGAUUUCCUGGAAACCCUGGUAUGAAGGGUGACAAAGGAUCUGAUGGUACUCCUGGGAUAAGAGGCCAGGCAGGGCCACAGGGAGAAUCGGGACCUGUGGGUAAUAAUGGGAUCAAUGGUGAAAAAGGUGAAAAUGGCGAGAAAGGGGAAUAUGGUCCUGCAGGCAAACCAGGAAAAGAAGGUUUGAAAGGUGAUCCUGGCCCUCCUGGUCUUAGCGGCCCCAUGGGUGAAAAAGGGGAUAUAGGUAUUCCAGGUCCACCAGGUCUAUCUUGUCAAUCUGAAGGACUGAAGGGAGAACCAGGUUUACCUGGUCCAUUGGGAGAAAAGGGUCCACCAGGGCCAGAAGGUCAGCCAGGUUCACCAGGCAAGGAAGGUCAAAGGGGACGACGAGGAAGGCCAGGUGUUGCUGGGAGCCCCGGAUCCCCAGGACCUCCAGGUCCUCUGGCUGCAUUAACUGGAUCGGGAAGCAAGGGAGAAAAGGGAGACCAUGGAAAGGAUGGGAUAAAAGGAGAGAGAGGCGAUCCUGGUCACCCAGCAGAAACCGGUCCCCGAGGAGAAAAGGGGGAAGUUGGACCUAGAGGCCCACCGGGACCAGGAGAAUCGGGGGAGAAAGGACUCAAAGGAGAAAAAGGAGAUGCAGGCAUCCAGGGACAACAAGGACUAAAGGGUGAAAUGGGGGAGAUGGGUCCACCAGGCUCUAUUGGAAGUUCAGGACCAGAGGGUAAAGAAGGGCCACCAGGCCCUGUUGGGCCCAGAGGUAUCCCAGGGGAAGCGGGAUUACCAGGAGACCCAGGAGUACCAGGAAACAAUGGCAUGAAGGGUGAAAAGGGAGACUCUGGUGGGGUGGCAGGGCCUCCAGGACUCCCUGGUCCCAAAGGAGAACAUGGGAUUUCAGGGCUGGGAAUUCCUGGAAAACCGGGAGAAGGCACACCAGGACCUAGGGGACCUCGAGGGUCUAAGGGCGAGAGGGGUGUGCCUGGUGUUGCAGGAGAUCCUGGGAAGAGAGGACUUCCUGGAAUAGGGCAUCAAGGACCUCCAGGUCCCCAUGGUCCAGCUGGAGAACCAGGUAUUCAGGGGCCCAGAGGACCACCAGGUUUGCCAGGGACAGCAGGCAUACCUGGAGUUGAAGGAACACCAGGGAGGGAUGGGAAAGCAGGUCCCCCUGGUCCCCCGGGAGAGCCAACUGCACUGCCAAUGGUUCGAGACAUGGGUGCUCUUUUAAAGAAUGCAUGCCAUGUGUGCCAGUUGAGAGCACCGGGCUUGCCUGGACAGAAAGGAGACAAAGGGGUGCCUGGAGAGCCUGGUGCCGAAGGACUGGAAGGUGUGAAGGGUGACCCAGGAUUGAGAGGGCCUCCAGGGAAUCCUGGGAGAGAGGGCCCCAAGGGAGUUAAAGGGGAACGCGGAUUUCCAGGUCCUACUGGAGAAAAGGGAGAUGAGGGCUCUCCAGGCGUGCCAGGGUUCUCAGGUCCCACAGGUCGCACUGGAACUCCUGGCCUUAUGGGAAGACCUGGACCCCAUGGUCAACAAGGAACUAAGGGCGAAAGAGGCAGUGAAGGGCCGCCUGGCAGACCAGGACUUCCUGGACCUCCCGGCCAUCCAUAUCUUGAGGGAAAUGGCAUGAGCAGCCUCUACAAAUUGCAGGGAGGUGCAGGUGCUGUUGGCUAUCCUGGUCCCCCAGGUCCUCCAGGUCCAAAAGGCGAUGAAGGUUUAGCGGGAGAACCAGGUGCAAUGGGAUUGCCAGGACUAGAAGGACUACCAGGAGCAAAGGGAGAUCCAGGGGUUCCAGGUACACCAGGUGAAACAGGCUCACCGGGGAAGCCUGGGUCUCCAGGUACACCAGGACUCCCGGGGGAACCUGGGGAGAGGGGACCUGUGGGUGAGAUUGGCUUUCCUGGACCUGAAGGACCUUCUGGACCUUCAGGAAGACCAGGGAAAGAUGGGAUACCUGGCUAUGAGGGAGCAUCUGGUAGAACCGGAGACAGAGGAUCCAAAGGCGAGCGUGGGGAUCCAGGCAUACCUGGAGAAAGAGGUCUUCAGGGGGUACGAGGACGACUGGGAGACAAGGGGGAUGUGGGACCUAUAGGACCCAAAGGUCCACCAGGAGACAUUGGGAAUCCAGGGCCCUUGGGCUCACCUGGUCCUCCAGGCCCGAUGGCUGAUGCGGCUUUUUUUGAGGAAUUAAGAAGAUUUAUUCGAGAAGAAGUUUUAAGGGUAUUUGAAGAGAGGAUGUCUGGCUUUGCCCCACACAUGAAGUACCCAGCUGCAAUACUAGCUGCUCAUGGAAGACCAGGCCCUCCAGGCAAUGAUGGGUUACCUGGGCAACCAGGGGAGCCUGGGUCACCUGGACCUCAAGGCUACCGCGGCCAGAAAGGAGAAAGAGGACAACCUGGCAUAGGACUUCUAGGAGAUCCAGGUCCAGCAGGGCCUCCAGGCCCGACCGGGACAGGUCAUCCAGGCCUACCUGGUUCCCCUGGCCCUGCAGGCCCACAAGGGCCCCAAGGAUUGAAUGGAAGGUGUAACCCAGCUGACUGUUACUAUCCUGUAUCCAACCCGCGACGGAACGGAUAGGAAACUCACAACCAGUCUCAUAUUUAUUUUUGUAAAACAGCAGUACUUUGAAGAUUAGUUUAAAGUACAGUGUUGCUGUCUGUAGACUCUCCUAAGAGAGUCCUUUCAGAACAUUUUACAGUUUAAAUUAUUUAUUCAAUUUCUUUAGAGAUCUGUAUCUCUUUGUUUUUUUUUUUUCUAGAACCCAUCCAGACUGCAUUCCAUGCAUGAGUUUGUAUGUGAAGUUCCAUAUUCCUACAUAUUCUAUUGUACUUUUUUAUUGUUAUCUUCUAUUUGCAAUGUGCCAUGUUCCUUUUUUUUCCCCAAAGUUGGGGCAAAUAGCCUGAAUAAGCUAAGAAAUAUAAACACAGAAUUUUUAGUACAUAGGUUUUGAGGUGAUUCUUAAAAGGGUGAUUCCUGAUCAACAGUCUCCUAAAACAAUUGCUGGACGAAUUAAGACAGUAUGCCUUAAUUAACAGCGGUAUCGCUGGACGAAUUAAGACAGUAUGCCUUAAUUAAGUUGUUCUUUUCAUUUAGGAAAUCAUCCAAAACUCUAAAUAGUUUGAGUGUUUAUCAUUAUCAAUGCAGCUGGUUUCUAUCUACACCUGUGGUUGUGUAUUUUAUUUCAUUUACUGUCAGUCAGGUAUAUUGCAUGGUUGUGAAACAACUUGUUAUUCUCAAUUACUUUUGUGAUAGACACUUUUGGUAUCUGUAUUGUAGUUAUCCAUUUCUUUUUCACUAUGGGCACAAUGGACUCAGCGUCCAUCCGUUGUGCUGGAGAGAUACCGCUGUUAAUGCAUUGCACAGGUAAUUAACAUUGCUAUACUUUACAGUGCAUGUUGAACAUUUGUAUAAGAACUGCAUAUGCUGCUGUCUUGAAUGGUGUUAUGUGUAUAUUUGGGGUUUUAUCAGAGUAAAUAUUUCAACAUUGAGGACUUAUAAUUUCUGCUAUCAGAUUAUUUUUUCACAAUUAUUGAUUUAUUUGAUUUUUUUUUGGGACAGAUAUUUUAAAAUGGCAUUUGUCAUUUUAAUAUUUUAAUAAUUCAGAAGAGUACAUACUGUGUGUGUUCUGUUUGCAUUAGUAAUGGAAUGCAGUACUGUUAACUAUUUAUUUUCCAAACUCAUACAUUUCUUUUGUGAGUCAACUGCUCACGUCUUAAGGAUAGGAGAUUUUUACAAGAUAGAAAACCUUAUUUUCUUUGGCUUUACAUUCCCAUACAGCAAAAGCUAAUGAAGACAAAAUAGGCUUAUUCUGUGAAAUAUUCUAAUAUAAAGAUACACCUUAUAGUUCAACUAUUUAAAAACAAAAAAAAAAAGAAAAGUUUUGAUGGUCUGCGAGUCCCUUAUGAAAGUUUUUGCACUUUAUUUUGGCGUUUCCCAUGGUUGUACUAUGCAUUUACAAUUGUUCACUCUGGUAGUGCCGUAAUAUGCUUUACAAUAUCUUGCUGUUUGUUACAACACUUACCUUUGCUUUACCACGCUUUCCCUCUAUUUUAUUACACUUUUCUAUGCUUUUACUGUGGGGAAUGUUUAUAAAGGGUGUUAUAAGAGCUUUUUUUUCCUUUUGACUAGGUUCCAUAAAUUUGAGGUUUGAUGUGUUUACAUAUGACACUUCAGAAAUAUGCCUGCCACUUAAGACACUUAGGUAAAAGAAUUUGAUAACUCACGUUGACAUCUUCUUUACUGAAGGCAUCAGUUGUGGGCAUUGUUAAUGAAACAAUUAGUAAAACAUUCUGCAGGGUAAAUUAGAAGUAGAACAUUGUAAAAUAGAGUAGGCAGCCAAUAGGAUUAAAAUCUGUUUUCUUAAUUGAAGCUUUAAUUAGAGAUAUUUGAUUUAGAUUAAUGCCAUUUCAGAGUUUUAUUUUUCUUGGCAUCCGAUAGCUCCCAGGUGUGUCAUAAAUUAUAUUACAAUAUAAAUGUUUUCUGUCUAACUUUAGAGAAGGCUUGCUGGUAGAAAAUAUUAAAGGUUAUUUUUGCUGUCUAUUAUUCAGUAACGUCUUAUUAACUCAGUGGAAGAAAACCAAAAAAGGUCAGCUCUCAAAAAUUAGAAAUGAUUUCCUUUAUUUAAAUGUCAUUUAUUUUUAUUUUUUUUAAUGUGCAGUUCUCAGUCACGAACAUGUUUCGCCCAUAGGCUUCAUCAGCGUUCACUGAACCCAUGAACAGUUACAGUGAUGGUUCUGUAGUUACUGUAAAAACAGUGUAUAAGUUGCACCAGUGUAUAAGUCAGCCCCCCCCCCCCCCCCCCCCAC
This is a messenger RNA of Acipenser ruthenus (sterlet), 5899 nucleotides long. Its product is annotated as collagen alpha-1(XIX) chain-like. Bases 171 to 3671 code for a protein of 1166 amino acids. The record is from RefSeq and is a predicted model, not a curated record. The transcript has 55 exons. NCBI's taxonomy places the organism in Eukaryota, Metazoa, Chordata, Actinopteri, Acipenseriformes, Acipenseridae.